Molecule: messenger RNA, 1036 nt
Organism: Tyto alba (common barn owl)
Lineage: Eukaryota; Metazoa; Chordata; Aves; Strigiformes; Tytonidae
Product: olfactory receptor 49-like
Exons: 1
Coding region: 41-1036 (331 amino acids)
Biological process (GO): G protein-coupled receptor signaling pathway
Cellular component (GO): membrane
Molecular function (GO): G protein-coupled receptor activity; olfactory receptor activity
Source: RefSeq, a predicted model, not a curated record
AAGGAUAGAACUUUUCACCCAGACUGUGACAUUACCACACAUGUUUGUUGCUGUGCUCCAGUCUCAGCAGGAUGAACUGAAAUUCCACAUGGGACCAGAAAAUGAAACUGCGGUUACUGAGUUCACCCUAAAGGGUUUCUCGGGGCUUGGUCGACGACUACAGCUAUUUCUCUCUCUGGCCCUUCUGCUCAGCUACCUGACAACAGCGAUGGGGAACGCAACCAUCAUUUUCCUCGUGUGUGUGGAUCACCGCCUGCAAACCCCCAUGUACUUUUUCAUCAGCAAUCUGUCCUUCCUGGAAAUCUGGUUUACAUCCUCCACAAGCAUCAAAUUGUUUCUGAUCCUGGGUUCUGGUAGGAGAACCAUCUCUCUAAGCAGCUGCUUUGCCCAAUCCUAUUUCUAUUUUGCCCUGGGCUGUACAGAAUUUGUUCUACUUGUUGUUAUGUCCUUUGACCGCUAUGUUGCUAUCUGCCAGCCUUUGCAUUAUGCUGCCAUCAUGAAGCCUCAGCUCUGCAUCCAGCUGGUUGUUGCUGCUUGGGUCAUAGGCAUCACGCUCCUGAGUUACCGUCUGGUCCUUCUCUACCAGCUGACUUUCUGUGGCUCAAACAAGAUCCACCACUUCUUUUGUGACAGUUCUCCCUUAUUCAGACUGUCCUGCUCUGACACCAGCCAGCUUUGGAAAAUAGACUCUGGUUUAGUAUCAUUUGUCAUACUGACUUCCUUAUGCUUAACUCUGGCAUUUUACAUGGGCAUUCUCCUCUGUAUUCUACACCUUCCAGCAUCAUUGGGGAGGAAAAAAGCUUUUACUACGUGUUCUUCCCAUCUCACCUCCUUGGCUAUUGCAUAUGGGAGCUGCAUUGCUCUCUACGUGCAUCAUUUGGAAGAUGUUUCCUUGGAGACAAACAGAACUGUAGCUUUGCUGAACACUGUCCUGUACCCAUUCUUAAAUCCCUUCAUCUACAGUCUGAGAAACAAGACUGUGAUAGCAGCCCUGAGUGAAGCCAUUGGCCGUGCAACACUGCAGAUUUUCCCCUAA